AGGUUAUGUCUGAAAGCUAUUACACUUGUAGAAAAUUGCAAUAUUUUUAAAAUAUAGAAAUGAAUUCAGAAAUAGAACAGCAGCUUCUCCACCAUGCUAGAAAUGGCAACACUGAAGAAGUUAGGCAACUAUUAGAAACUCUGGAGAAGAAUGAAGUGAUUGCUGAUAUCAACUGUAAAGGAAAAAGUAAGUCUAAUUUGGGAUGGACACCUCUUCAUCUUGCAUGCUAUUUUGGACAUGGACAAGUGGUUCAAGAUCUAUUAAAGGCUGGUGCAGAAGUAAAUGUACUAAAUGACAUGGGAGACACGCCGCUUCAUCGUGCUGCUUUCACAGGACGAAAGGAGUUGGUUAUGCUUCUUUUAGAAUAUAAUGCUGAUGCUACCAUUGUUAAUGGGAGUGGACAGACAGCAACAGAAGUCACACACAAUAAAGAAAUCAGAAACAUGCUUAAAGCUGUGGAAAGGACUCAACAAAGAAAGCUUGAAGAAUUACUUUUAGCAGCAGCAAGAGAAGGCAAAGCAGCAGAACUCAUAGCUCUGCUCAACAGGCCCAAUCCUCCUGAUGUCAACUGUUCAGAUCAGUUAGGUAAUACACCACUGCAUUGUGCAGCUUACCGAGCUCAUAAACAGUGUGCCCUCAAGCUUCUAAAAAGUGGAGCCGACCCAAAUAUAAAAAACAAAAAUGAUCAAAAACCCCUUGACCUUGCCCAGGGUGUUGAAAUGAAACAUGUUCUUCUUGGUCAUAAGGUCAUCUACAAAGCAUUGAAACGAUUUGAAGGCCCUCUCUGGAAGAGUUCAAGAUUUUUUGGCUGGAACUUAUUUUGGGUAGUAUUAGAACAUGGAGUCCUUUCAUGGUAUAGAAAACAGCUUGAUGCUGUCCAUAAUAUUUAUCGCCAGGGAUGCAAGCAUCUAACUCAAGCAGUGUGCACGGUAAAAUCUACAGAUAGCUGCCUCUUCUUUAUUAAGUGCUUUGAUGACAGCAUUCAUGGCUUCAGGGUUCCUAAGAACAACCUUCAACUGUCAAGAGAGAAUUGGUUGGAAGCAAUUGAAGAACAUUCUGCAUAUAGUACACACUACUGUUCCCAGGACCAGCUAACUGAUGAUGAAGAGGAGGAUACAGUUUCUGCUGUGGACUUGAAGGAGUCUUUAGAGAAAGCACAGACAUGUCAACAGAAAUUAGACAAGGAAAUUUCCAUCUUUCUUAAAAUGAUUCAGGAGUGUGACAUGGCAAAAGAAAUGCUUCCAUCAUUUCUUCAGAAAGUUGAAAUUGUCUCUGAAGCGUCUAGAGAAACCUGUGAAGCUUUGAGUGAUUGUCUUAAUCUCUUUACUAAACAAGAAGGGGUGAGGAAUUUUAAAUUGGAACAGGAGCAAGAAAAAAACAAAAUUUUGUCAGAAGCACUGGAGACCUUAGCCACGGCACAUCAUGAAUUAGAGCAGUCUCUAGUCAAAGGCUCAACACCUCUCAACAGUCUUAGUGAAGACGAGUUCUAUGAUGCACUGUCGGAUUCCGAAUCUGAACGGUCCCUGAGUCGAUUGGAAGCAGUUACAGCAUACUCUGUCGAAGAGGAAAAAGAGCAUUUGAGCGGGAGAAGACUCAGAAUGUCUGAAGAAAAAGAUUGUGGUGGUGGAGAUGCUCUUUCUAAUGGCAUCAAAAAGCACAGAACAAGCUUGCCCUCCCCGAUGUUUUCCAGAAAUGACUUCAGUAUCUGGAGCAUCCUCAGAAAAUGUAUUGGAAUGGAAUUAUCCAAGAUCACCAUGCCAGUUAUAUUUAACGAGCCUUUGAGCUUCCUACAGCGACUCACUGAAUAUAUGGAGCAUACAUACCUCAUCCACAAAGCUAGUUCAUUUUCUGACCCUGUGGAAAGGAUGCAGUGUGUAGCUGCAUUUGCUGUAUCUGCUGUUGCUUCUCAAUGGGAACGAACUGGAAAGCCUUUCAACCCCCUUUUGGGAGAGACCUAUGAAUUAGUUCGAGAUGACCUUGGGUUCAGACUUAUCUCUGAACAAGUCAGUCACCACCCACCUAUUAGUGCAUUUCAUGCUGAAGGAUUAAGUAACGAUUUCAUCUUUCAUGGCUCAAUCUAUCCCAAGCUGAAGUUCUGGGGGAAGAGUGUAGAAGCAGAACCCAAAGGAAUCAUAACUUUGGAGCUUCUUGAACAUAAUGAGGCAUAUACAUGGACAAAUCCUACCUGUUGUGUGCAUAACAUCAUUGUGGGGAAACUCUGGAUCGAGCAGUAUGGCAAUGUAGAAAUCAUAAACCACAAGACUGGAGACAAAUGUGUGUUGAAUUUUAAGCCAUGCGGUCUUUUUGGCAAGGAAUUACACAAAGUUGAAGGCUACAUUCAAGAUAAGAGCAAGAAGAAGCUUUGUGCCCUUUAUGGAAAGUGGACUGAAUGUUUGUACAGUGUUGACCCUGCCACAUUUGAUGCUUAUAAAAAAAAUGACAAAAAAAAUACUGAAGACAAAAAGAACAGCAAACAGAUGAGCAGUUCUGAGGAAUCCGAUGAAAUGCCAGUGCCAGAUUCUGAAAGUGUAUAUGUUAUCCCUGGAAGUGUUCUCUUAUGGCGAAUAGCACCACGACCUCCCAAUUCUGCGCAGAUGUACAAUUUUACUAGCUUUGCAAUGGUUUUGAAUGAAGUAGACAAGGAAAUGGAAAGUGUGAUUCCGAAGACAGACUGCAGGUUACGGCCUGACAUCAGAGCCAUGGAAAAUGGAGAAAUAGAUCAAGCUAGUGAAGAAAAGAAGCGACUUGAAGAAAAACAGAGAGCAGCUCGCAAAAACAGAUCCAAGUCAGAAGAAGACUGGAAGACCAGGUGGUUUCAUCAAGGCCCUAAUCCCUACAAUGGAGCACAGGAUUGGCUUUAUUCGGGCAGCUACUGGGACAGAAACUACUUCAAUUUACCUGACAUUUAUUAAAAUGCAGACAAGUCAGUGUGUUUGGCUACAAAUGUCUUAAACAUGUUUUUAGAUUUUCCCUUCCUCUUGAUUUUACUCAUUUAAAAAAAAAUAUAUAUAUAUAUACUCCUGAGAUAAUUUGAUUUCACCCAACGAAAAAACAGGAUAUAAGGUGGUACAGGUGAUGGAAAUCUUAGAAUAAAUUUUAUUUUACUACCCAAACAUACUUACUUGGAAUAGUUUUAUAUUGAGGGAAGAAUGAAGAUAAAGUGCUGGAAAAUGUGCUUUCAUGGUUGUGAUUGCCAUAUUUACUGAAGGUUUAUACGUAAAUAUAACUUUAGCUUACAGAAUCAGAUGAUACAGAAAAUCAAGUUAUUUUAAAUAUUUUUAUGCUGUCAUGCUCAAAUGUUUUCGAAGUAACAAUGAAAUGUUUAAGAAUUGUUUGUGCUCAAAUAUAGAGGAAGAUGUCAUUUUGUGGACUACCUUAAUAAGAUGUUCUCCAUACUAAUUCAAUUUUACUACUUCCCACUCCCAAAAGAGAAAAAGACAGACUAUUCAGAAUAUUAUUACUGAUUUGAAAAUUCUGGAAAAUUAAACUUGAAAAGGUAUUUCAUUUGCUUAUUUUACCGCUGAAUUAAUUUUAGUUUGAUGUAAUCAUUGUCAUUAGAAUUAAAGGUGUUCAAAUUGUAUGUUUAAAAAUAUGUAUAAAAUUUAGUAAUUUAUAGAAAGUGUCUUAGAGAAUAGAUUAUAAUUGUUAUUGACCUCUUUUUAAAUGCUUCAACUUCCAGUGACAAGUACCACAAAGAAAUUGAGAUAUACUUAUGUUUCAAGCUGUGUAAAAGAGACAUCUUGAUAAGCUGUCUUAAUAAAUAAAAGCCUGUUUAUCUGAAGUUUGCGAGGCUCCUGUAUACUUAAAAUAUGUAUGGAGAUCUACUGUACAGUAGCAGCUUUGCCCCUUUAAUUGGGGUAUUUAUCCGCCCAUUGCCAGACAGAUAUUUGCUCCCUAGGGUAGUUGCCAGUAAAUUUUGUCUUGAAGUUAACAAAUGUUAAAAUUACAUAUUCUAAUACUAAAUAAAGGCUCUAGCUUACUCCUAAAAA
Suncus etruscus (white-toothed pygmy shrew) is the source of this 3989-nucleotide messenger RNA. RefSeq names its product oxysterol binding protein like 1A (gene OSBPL1A). The transcript has 27 exons. Bases 60 to 2912 code for a protein of 950 amino acids. Gene Ontology annotation, molecular function: protein binding; cholesterol binding. Gene Ontology annotation, cellular component: intracellular membrane-bounded organelle; cytosol; membrane. NCBI's taxonomy places the organism in Eukaryota, Metazoa, Chordata, Mammalia, Eulipotyphla, Soricidae. The record is from RefSeq and is a predicted model, not a curated record.